Molecule: messenger RNA, 1957 nt
Organism: Trichechus manatus latirostris (Florida manatee)
Lineage: Eukaryota; Metazoa; Chordata; Mammalia; Sirenia; Trichechidae
Gene: EXOSC9
Product: exosome component 9
Exons: 11
Coding region: 497-1570 (357 amino acids)
Biological process (GO): U1 snRNA 3'-end processing; exonucleolytic trimming to generate mature 3'-end of 5.8S rRNA from tricistronic rRNA transcript (SSU-rRNA, 5.8S rRNA, LSU-rRNA); nuclear polyadenylation-dependent rRNA catabolic process
Cellular component (GO): cytoplasmic exosome (RNase complex); nuclear exosome (RNase complex)
Molecular function (GO): mRNA 3'-UTR AU-rich region binding
Source: RefSeq, a predicted model, not a curated record
GCUCGGGAUCCCCCAAGGGGAAUGGCCGGUGCGUUCUCUCCACUCCCAGACGUUUUUCUGCCUGGACUCGUUGUUUGCAAGACUUGUGUCACCCUAGCUACUGUCAGUGCCUGGGCGCCUAGUUUACACUUUUCCAUGGGGGUGGAGUAGUUUAUUUUGGUUUGGUUUAUGGAAGUGGAGUAGUAAGGAUCUCACCACUUUCAUCCAAAUGCUUAGGCCAGGCCUUGGCAUAUAGUGGUUGCUCAGUAAAUCUUUGUUGAAGGAAUAAAUGAACAAAUGUUGUGUUUACAGCGGCUGGAUGGCAGACAAACCUAUGAUUAUAGGAACAUCAAGAUAUCAUUUGGAACAGAUUAUGGCUGCUGUAUUGUGGAACUUGGGAAAACAAGGUAACAAUUCAAAUUAGAUAGUUCUUGGACAAGUUUCCUGUGAACUUGUUUCUCCAAAACUCAAUAGGGCAACAGAAGGUAUUCUUUUUUUUAACCUUGAACUGUCUCAGAUGGCUGCCCCAGCUUUUGAGCCUGGCAGGCAGUCAGAUCUCUUGGUGAAGUUGAACCGACUCUUGGAAAGAUGUCUAAGAAAUUCGAAGUGUAUAGACACCGAAUCUCUCUGUGUUGUUGCUGGUGAAAAGGUUUGGCAAAUACGUGUGGACUUACAUUUAUUAAAUCAUGAUGGAAAUAUUAUUGAUGCUGCCAGCAUUGCUGCAAUUGUGGCCUUAUGUCACUUCCGAAGACCUGAUGUGUCGGUCCAAGGAGAUGAAGUAACGCUGUAUACACCUGAAGAGCGUGAUCCUGUACCGCUGAGCAUCCACCACAUGCCCAUUUGUGUCAGUUUUGCCUUCUUCCAGCAAGGAACAUAUUUAUUGGUGGAUCCCAAUGAGCGUGAAGAACGUGUAAUGGAUGGCUUGCUGGUGAUUGCCAUGAACAAGCAUCGAGAGAUUUGUACCAUCCAGUCCAGUGGUGGGAUAAUGCUACUAAAAGAUCAGGUUUUGAGGUGCAGUAAAAUAGCUGGUGUGAAAGUAGCAGAAAUUACAGAACUAAUACAGAAAGCUUUGGAGAACGACCAGAAAGUGAGGAAAGAAGGUGGAAAGUUUGGCUUUGCAGAGUCUAUAGCAAAUCAGAGGAUCACAGCAUUUAAAAUGGAAAAGGCCCCUGUUGACACCUCCGAUGUAGGGGAGAAAGCAGAAGAAAUCAUUGCUGAAGCUGAACCUCCUUCAGAAGUAAGUGUUUCUAACCCUGUGCUAUGGACUCCUGGAACCGCCCAAAUUGGAGAAGGCAUAGAAAACUCCUGGGGUGAUCUUGAAGACUCUGAGAAGGAAGAUGAGGAUGAAGGUGGCAGUGAUGAAGCCAUCAUUCUCGAUAAUGUGAAGAUGGACACUGGAGUAGAUAUCUCCAAUAUUGGAAGCCAAGAUGCCCCGAUAGUACUCUCAGAUAGUGAAGAAGAAGAAAUGAUCAUUUUAGAGCCAGACAAGAGUCCGAAGAAAAUAAGAACACAGACCAUCGGUGUUAAACAAGAAAAAGCAGCAAGUAAAAAGCCAAUGAAAAAGAGAAAAAAGAAGAGAGCCGUUAACUAAAGCUAACAUAGUUGUGUAUAUACUAUUAAAAGGAUAUUUAUUCAGUGCUAACAGCUCUGGCUAUUUUUUAUGCAUAAAUCCAUUGUAAAAUCUAGGCUUUUAAAAUACGUAUAUUUUUACAUCAUGCUUUAAAAUAAACCAUCUGGAGAAUUUCUUGUCUGUUAAUUUGCACAGACGCUUCCCACCCCAGCCAUAAUCUUUCUGUUGAAUUUGGGAUUAUUCAUCGUUUUUCUCCUCUCAUAACCUUAGUAGGUGUUAGAUAACUGACCUAGGUGAGUAAAGUAUAAGAACUGAUGAGCACAAGGCAUUUUUCACAGGCUGCUGCAGGGUAUACAUGGGAUGAAAGCAGAGUCAGAGGAGGCUUAUCACUGUACAGGCGGUCCUCAG